CGAGAGAAAGAGAAAGGAGAGGCCCGCGCAGGCGCAGUCAAGUCCCUGCUCCAACUGGGAGGUUCCAGAUUUAAAGGGGCCGCGUCACCGAAAUGUCCCGCCGGGCCAAGGAGGAGUACCAGCGUUUCUACACGGUCACCGAGCCCCGCACCCACCCCAAGGGACACACCGAGUACAAAGUGACCGCCAAGUUCAUCUCUAAAGUGAAUCCAGAAGAUGUCAAGGAGAUCGUGGUGUGGAAGCGGUACAGCGACUUCAAGAAGCUGCAUUCGGACCUGGCCUACACACACCGGAACCUCUUCCGACGGAUGGAGGACUUCCCUUCCUUCCCACGGGCCCAAGUCUUUGGCCGUUUUGAGCCGGAGGUGAUCGAGGAACGUCGCAAAGCGGCCGAAAUCAUGCUCCGCUUCACGGUCCACAUCCCGGCUUUGAACAACAGCCCGCAACUCAAGGAGUUCUUCCGGGGAGGGGAAGGGAGGAAACCCUCCGAAAGCUUCGACCUGCCGCCUCUGCCGCCGCCCCUCAUCCCUGCGCCGCCCGAAGCCAUAGAAGCCGGAGAAGAUGCCUUGCGGUCGGUCCCCGAAGCGGAGUUUCUGGAUAUCAAACCGGAGCGGAGCCAAACCCCCGAAACAGAUAACCAAGGUCCCAAUGCAGGGAGUCCCGUUCUGCCAAUUAAAAGCAAUGACGACGAAGCUUUGGAUGCCCUUUUUGCUUAUGGAGGGGAAGACGAAGAAGAGAAGGACGGAGCGCCGAGUGCGGAUUCACCACACCGCUGCCCUUUGUCGGUCCAGGAACUGGCCUUAUUCGACCCCUUCUCUGCGCAAGCUCCUUUGUCCACUUUUUCAGACUCUGGAGCUGGGACGGUUUCUCACGGGGAAGAGCUGGCGGCCCUUGACGCUUCGGACUGCAGUCCGGCACGGAGCCUCAUGCGGGACAAUGACGGAGAGGCCGGCGGCUACUUGUCCCUGGCCAUUGAGCGCAUCCAACGGGCCUCGGAGAGCGAAGUGGCCCACGACUACCAGGAGGCCUUUCGCGGAUACCGCAGCGGAGUGGACUUGUUGCUCCAGGGGAUGCAAGGAGACCCAAACGAGGCCCGUCGGGAGGCGGUCAAGAAGAAGACGGCCGAAUAUCUCCAACGAGCGGAGGAGAUUUUCCAGCAGCACCUGAAGCACCUUGAGCUGUGACCGCGCAGCACUACGUCUCCCAAUGGAACUCCCUUUUCCCGUUUCAUUGCAUCUCCUGAGCAGCCCAUGAUCCCGAAGCUCUCCUUUCAGUGUGGUGUUGUGUUUUGGGGUUUUUUUUAAAAAAAGAAAGAAAAUAAAGCAUGUCACCUCCUG
Molecule: messenger RNA, 1337 nt
Organism: Anolis carolinensis (green anole)
Lineage: Eukaryota; Metazoa; Chordata; Lepidosauria; Squamata; Anolidae
Gene: snx15
Product: sorting nexin 15
Exons: 8
Coding region: 93-1184 (363 amino acids)
Molecular function (GO): phosphatidylinositol binding
Source: RefSeq, a predicted model, not a curated record